GGCAGCCCACGGGUUCGGGCGGCCAGAUCGGCGCCGUCGGAUCGGCGACGGACGGCCCGGAUCGGCCGGGACCCCCCCUACCUUUCCCGUGUGCAGGUGCGGGGGUGGAGUAGGAGUAAAUUGGGUUCGGCGUCGCCACCUCCUCUUCCUCGCCACCACUCCCUCCCCCCGCCCCCGCCCCCAACCCAUUCGCCGCCUCCCGAUUCCUCCUCCGCCGGCCGCCGGGCGAGCGAGCGCCCCCGACGACUGCCCCGGACCCUCGACGCCGGCGAGCGUGCGGGGGCGGGCGGGCGGGCGCGAUGUACGGGAACGACAACUGGAUCAACAGCUACCUGGACGCCAUCCUCGACGCGGGGAAGGGCGCGGGCUCGGGGAGCGGCGGCGGCGGGGGCGGGGACCGGCCCUCGCUCCUCCUCCGCGAGCGCGGCCACUUCUCCCCGGCGCGCUACUUCGUCGAGGAGGUCAUCACCGGCUACGACGAGACCGACCUCUACAAGACGUGGUCCCGCGCGAACGCGAUGCGGAGCCCGCAGGAGAGGAACACGCGGCUGGAGAACAUGACCUGGAGGAUCUGGAACCUCGCCAGGAAGAAGAAGGAGGUUGAGGAUGCCAAACGGUUAAAACGUCGCCUGGAGACAGAGAAGCCACGAACUGAUGCUACUGCAGAAAUGUCUGAAGAUCUCUUUGAAGGAGAAAAAGGAGAGGAUGCUGGUGAUGCAUCUGUUGCCUAUGGUGACAGCUCAGCUGGGAACACACCUAGGAUCGGUGCCGUUGACAAGCUAUACAUAGUAUUGAUCAGCCUUCAUGGCCUGGUUCGUGGUGAGAACUUGGAGCUUGGCCGGGAUUCAGACACUAGUGGGCAGGUCAAAUAUGUCGUGGAACUUGCUAAAGCAUUGAGUUCCUGCCCUGGAGUAUACCGGGUUGAUCUCUUGACGAGGCAAAUAUUAGCACCUAAUUAUGAUCGUGGAUAUGGUGAACCGUCAGAGACACUGGUACCAACAAGCUCCAAGAAUCUUAAACAGGAAAGAGGAGAGAACAGUGGUGCAUAUAUCACCCGAAUACCAUUUGGACCAAAAGAUAAGUAUCUAGCUAAAGAACAUCUCUGGCCUUACGUGCAAGAAUUUGUUGAUGGUGCACUCAGUCAUAUAGUGCACAUGUCAAAGAUCAUAGGUGAAGAAAUCGGCUGUGGACAUCCAAUGUGGCCUGCUGUGAUUCAUGGUCAUUAUGCCAGUGCAGGAGUUGCUGCUGCUCUGAUAUCUGGAGCACUUAACGUUCACAUGGUAUUUACUGGGCAUUUUCUUGGGAAAGACAAGUUGGAAGGGCUUCUCAAGCAAGGGAGACAGACAAGGGAAGAAAUAAAUAUGACAUACAAAAUAAUGCGCCGAAUUGAGGCAGAAGAAUUGUCUCUUGAUGCAUCUGAAAUAGUAAUUGCAAGUACUAGACAAGAGAUAGAAGAGCAAUGGAAUUUGUAUGAUGGUUUUGAGGUUAUGCUUGCAAGGAAGCUUCGUGCGAGAGUCAAGCGGGGUGCUAACUGCUAUGGACGUUACAUGCCUCGUAUGGUUAUAAUUCCUCCAGGUGUUGAAUUUGGCCAUAUGAUUCAUGAAUUUGAUAUGGAUGGUGAGGAAGAUAGCCCAUCCCCAGCCUCCGAAGAUCCACCUAUUUGGUCUGAGAUAAUGCGGUUCUUCACAAAUCCUAGGAAACCUUUGAUUCUGGCUGUUGCUCGUCCAUACCCUGAAAAGAAUAUUACAACACUUGUGAAAGCUUUUGGUGAAUGCAGACCAUUGAGGGAGCUUGCUAACCUAACACUGAUUAUGGGUAACCGUGAGGCUAUUUCCAAAAUGAGUAAUAUGAGUGCAGCUGUUUUGACAUCAGUACUUACAUUGAUUGAUGAAUAUGAUUUGUAUGGUCAAGUGGCAUACCCAAAGCAUCACAAACACUCAGAAGUUCUUGAUAUUUAUCGUUUAGCAGCGAGAACAAAGGGUGCUUUUGUAAAUGUAGCUUACUUUGAACAAUUCGGUGUCACCUUGAUAGAGGCUGCCAUGCAUGGUUUACCUGUAAUUGCAACAAAAAAUGGAGCUCCUGUAGAAAUUCACCAGGUGUUGGACAACGGUCUCCUUGUUGAUCCCCACGAUCAGCAUGCAAUUGCAGAUGCACUCUAUAAGCUUCUUUCUGACAAGCAACUCUGGUCAAGAUGUAGAGAAAAUGGGCUGAAAAAUAUACACCGGUUUUCUUGGCCUGAACAUUGCAAGAAUUACUUGUCGAGGAUAUUAACUCUUAGCCCAAGAUACCCUGCUUUUCCGAGCAAUGAAGACCAGAUUAAGGCACCUAUCAAGGGAAGGAAGUGUAUCAUUGUUAUUGCCGUAGAUUCUGCCAGUAAGAAAGAUCUGGUCUGUAUCAUAAAAAAUUCUAUCGAGGCUACACAUAAAGAAACGUUGUCAGGUUCAACAGGUUUUGUGUUGUCGACUUCCUUGACAAUGUCAGAGAUACAUUCCCUAUUAAUAUCUGCAGGCAUGGCUCCUACAGAUUUUGAUGCUUUCAUAUGCAAUAGUGGGAGUGAUUUAUUUUACCCUUUGCGGGCUGGUGAUUCACCAAGCACUUCCCGUGUGACAUUUGCAUUAGACCGUAAUUACCAGUCCCAUAUCGAGUACCGUUGGGGAGGAGAAGGUUUAAGAAAGUAUCUAGUGAAGUGGGCUUCCUCGAUAGUAGAAAGAAGGGGAAGAACUGAAAAACAAGUUAUCUUUGAAGACGCAGAACACUCCUCAACAUCUUGCCUUGCGUUUAGAGUGGUCAAUCCAAAUUAUUUACCUCCUUUGAAGGAGCUGCAGAAGUUGAUGAGAAUCCAGUCACUACGCUGUCAUGCUCUUUAUAACCACAGUGCUACCAGGCUAUCUGUAAUUCCAAUUCAUGCAUCACGCUCCCAGGCUCUAAGGUACCUGUCUGUUCGUUGGGGCAUAGAGUUGCGAAACGUCGUGAUUCUUGUCGGUGAAAGCGGCGAUUCAGAUUACGAAGAGCUGUUUGGAGGCCUUCACAAGACGAUCGUCCUGAAGGGCGAGUUCAACACACCCGCAAACAGAAUCCACACGGUCAGGCGGUACCCGCUGCAAGACGUCAUCGCGCUCGAUUGCUCGAACAUCAUCGGGGUCGAGGGCUGCAGCACCGACGACCUGACCCCUACUCUGAAGACGCUCGGCAUACCGACGAAGUGACACAUAGACAUAUAUUUUUGCCUUUUUUUCUUUAUACGAUGAGAGGACCGAACAAUAUACGAAUAUAGCAAAUAUAUACUAUCGUUUCCAUGCUGGAUGGAAAUACCGAUUUUGCCUGCAA
Hordeum vulgare subsp. vulgare (domesticated barley) is the source of this 3327-nucleotide messenger RNA. Its product is annotated as probable sucrose-phosphate synthase 3. The transcript is spliced from 13 exons. Gene Ontology annotation, molecular function: sucrose-phosphate synthase activity; sucrose synthase activity. Gene Ontology annotation, biological process: sucrose metabolic process. Lineage: Eukaryota; Viridiplantae; Streptophyta; Magnoliopsida; Poales; Poaceae. The record is from RefSeq and is a predicted model, not a curated record. Bases 300 to 3206 code for a protein of 968 amino acids.